UUGAUGCCAAAAUGUAAGAUCACUUUUUACACUGUCCCUUAACUGUGCUUUGAAAUCUACCAACUCUCUGAGAAUGUUUAGGUUAGUAUGUUAAUAAACUAGUCAUUUUCAUUUUCACAAUAAGUAAUGAAAAGUAGAAAGCUCCCGUUUCGCCUCAGUUUAUGAACAGUGACGUGCGUCAUUGCGCGCGAGUGACGAGAGGUUCACAAGCAUUCAUCGGGCCAAUCGGACGUGGGUGUUGCUGUAACCUAAUCAGCCCAUCACCAGAGUCUUCAUCACGACGCAGGUUGGAAGUGAAAGCGGGAGGAAUGACUUCGGAACACAGAUCUGUUUGCACCUUUGGAAGAGUGUGUGGGAUCAAUCUGCAUCUUUUUACGGCAAUUCUCGAAACUUUUUCUUGCCUGUGUGGGCGCUGACCGACAGACACAAGCUCCCGCGAAGCCUCCAGAAGCGGACUACGACUGGCGAGAACUGGAAACUUUAUUUAGCAACGUUUAAGAUCUGGUUGGCUUCUUUUAGCCAAAUCCACGAUGAGGUGCCGCUUACUUUGUGUCGUCUCGCUGACUUCAAGUCACCAACUUCGACAUGAUGUGAAACCAUCAAAAAGGAAACCAGUUUUGAGCAGCGUGGUGGAAUCACAGAUGCUCAUAUGACGUCUAACCUAUUUAAAUUUCAUCUUUUGUGGAAAUGGCAAGCCGUGCCACAUCGAUGGAGUGGGCAGUGGUGUUAAUAAGCAGUGUGCUCAUCCUAAUCAUCGGUCUCUGUGUCGGAUCUCCUAACCACAGCCGACGGCUGGUCUGCUGGAAAGCAAUCCUCAAGUGCCAUGGAGAGCCGGAGUGCCAUUACGCCUAUGAUCAGUACCUCCAUGCCUGCGCGUCUGUCAUUAGUGGGGAACGCAUGAAGUGCCCCAGUCACUGUAUAUCCUCUCUUAUUCAGCUGAAUCGAACCCAGAGCGGCCCGGCUCUGGAGGACUGCGACUGCGCCUUGGACCCGGUCUGCAGGAACACCAAGCAAGCUAUCGAGCCGUGUCUGCCACGGACCAGCACCAUGGGCUGCACGGAAGCCCGACGUCAGUGUGAGUUGGAUCCGUCUUGCAACUCUGCUAUGAGGGAUUAUUUAUUUCACUGCCGAAAACUUUUCGGGGGGGAAAGGUGCUCGGAUGGGUGCCGCAGAGUGAUCGCCAACAUGCGCUCCAUACCGAAAGCGCAACAGCUAGACACUUGUGUGUGUGAUGGCAUUGAGAGGACCAUAUGCGAGUACAUUAAGGUCACCAUGAAAACUUUCUGCUCGGACUCCGGUGACAGGUUCGCGGGAAGCGGCUUUUCAGACGCUGAAGAUGAUUCUGAGUAUGAUUAUACGGAGCAGGAAGAUUAUCAAUAUGUGGAAAGCUCAAGUGACUCCACGCCUAGUCAAACUGUGCUAAAUGUCCUGACCACCAUUUUGGUUUUAACCAAAUGUAUUUGAAAGGCUGGUGCCAUUAAGGACAUAAACUCAGACUUGCUCCUGGUCAAUCAACCCUCAGCCAUUUUAACAGAGCGGACUAUUCAUUUCAGCCAAAACCUCGUCCUACAGAUCUGCACAGUCAUUUAAUACUCAGGACAUUUUCUGUGGAUUGUCAAACAUGCAAAGUUUGUGGCUCAGAUCAAGUCGUCUAUAGCAAAUGUACACAUAUUUGAGUUACACAUUCAAAAAUGGCAGCCAGGUUGAAAGUUACAUAUAAAGUAUAUUGUAUAGAAAUUUGCCAAAGCUUAUGUUGUGAUGAGAUUUGCACUGUAGAUGAAUAGGUGAGUUCUAUUCUUUCACUGCAUUAUGUUUUAUAGAAGUACCUAAAAGUCUUUAUUCACCUUAUGUGUCCAUUUCAGCAGAACAACUGUUUUAUACCAGCUCUAGCAGACUUCCUCCACACCCUCUUCAUUGAACACCAAAGUUGAUAUAAGCCACUAAAACGUGGCUGAAUGCAACUGAAAAAAGCUCUUGAGAGCGACACACUUGACCUUGCAAACAUGGAUGUUUGCAUAAUUCCAGAAAGCUGUUCAAACAGAUGGGAGAAAGGUAAACAACCUCCUCUUGGGGAUUUGCAGCACAAAUGGAGUGAAGAAGUGUUAAGUCGUUUUGUUGAUCUUCACCCCAUGUGUUUGUCAGACACACUGAGCAAAAGAUGUUCAGGCCAGUGGAGAUAUCAAGUGGCCAUUAUGAAAACACUCCUCAGAGUGUACAUGCAC
Molecule: messenger RNA, 2222 nt
Organism: Monopterus albus (swamp eel)
Lineage: Eukaryota; Metazoa; Chordata; Actinopteri; Synbranchiformes; Synbranchidae
Gene: gas1b
Product: growth arrest-specific 1b
Exons: 1
Coding region: 688-1464 (258 amino acids)
Biological process (GO): regulation of cell cycle
Source: RefSeq, a predicted model, not a curated record